Molecule: messenger RNA, 1453 nt
Organism: [Candida] anglica
Lineage: Eukaryota; Fungi; Ascomycota; Pichiomycetes; Serinales; Debaryomycetaceae
Source: the annotation of a GenBank genome assembly
GAGGACUCAAUACUUUAUAAUAUCCAUCAAAAUGUCUGCUCCUAUCACAACCAAGGUGCAAUCCAAAGAAUUGAACGGUCUUUCGUUGAUUGCCGCUCAUUCACACAUUUCCGGGUUAGGUCUCGAUGAGAAUCUCCGUCCCAAGGAAUCUGCCCAAGGGAUGGUUGGUCAAUUGAAGGCCAGAAGAGCCGCUGGUGUCAUCUUGAAGAUGGUUGAAGCCGGUAAGAUUGCUGGCCGUGCCGUGUUAGUUGCCGGUCCUCCAUCCACAGGUAAGACCGCCAUUGCCAUGGGGUUGUCUCAAAGUUUGGGUGAAGACGUUCCAUUCACUGCCAUUGCUGGAAGUGAAGUUUUCUCCUUGGAAUUAUCCAAGACUGAAUCUCUUACUCAAGCAUUCCGUAAAUCUAUCGGAAUUAAAAUUAAGGAAGAAACUGAAAUCAUUGAGGGUGAAGUAGUUGAAAUCCAAAUUGAUCGUUCCAUCACUGGAGGUCAUAAACAAGGGAAAUUGACCAUCAAGACCACUGACAUGGAAACCAUCUAUGAAUUGGGUAAUAAGAUGAUUGAAGGAUUGACCAAGGAAAAGGUUCUUGCCGGAGAUGUGAUUUCUAUCGACAAGGCCUCAGGAAAGAUUACCAAGUUGGGGAAAUCUUUCACUCGUGCGCGUGAUUAUGACGCUAUGGGACCUGAAACCAAGUUUGUACAAUGUCCAGAAGGUGAAUUGCAAAAGCGUAAAGAAGUUGUCCAUACCGUUUCUCUCCAUGAAAUCGAUGUGAUAAACUCCAGACAACAAGGCUUUUUAGCUUUAUUUUCUGGUGACACUGGUGAAAUCAGAUCUGAAGUACGUGAUCAAAUCAACACAAAGGUUGCCGAAUGGAAGGAAGAAGGUAAGGCUGAGAUUGUUCCUGGGGUUCUUUUCAUUGAUGAAGUACACAUGCUUGACAUUGAAUGUUUCUCCUUUAUAAAUAGAGCCUUGGAAGAUGAUUUUUCACCAAUUGUGAUGAUGGCCACCAAUAGAGGUAUUUCACGUACACGUGGAACUGAUUACAAGUCUCCACACGGUAUGCCAGCUGAUUUAUUGGACCGUUCGAUCAUCAUCCAUACUGCUCCAUACAAUGCCGAUGAAAUCAGAACUAUAUUGUCCAUCCGUGCCACUGAGGAAGAAGUUGAAUUGACAGCAGAUGCCAUUGCAUUGUUGACCAAGAUCGGACAGGAAACGAGCUUGAGAUAUGCAUCCAACUUGAUUUCAGUUGCUCAACAGAUUGCCUUGAAACGUAGAAGCAACGCGGUUGAUUUGGAAGACAUCAAGAGAGGAUACAUGUUAUUCUUUGACUCUGACCGUUCUGUUCAAUACUUGGAAGAGAAUGCGUCUCAAUUUAUUGACGAUAAUGGUGAUGUGACUUUUGGAUAUGGAGCCACUGUUGAAGCCAAUUCAGAUAAGAUGGAAGUUGAAGCUUAA